UUGAGGGAUUUCCUGAAAACACUGAGGAGACAACGUGCGGCUCCAAAACGACUCUGAAAAGUUCGGAAAAACAAUUCAAUGUGCUUUGUCGUAAGCAGUUCAAUGAGAUUGUAUGAUAGCAGGCGUUGAAUUAAGAUAGAAGGUCACUUGAAGAAGAAGUCGAACGAGCUUCCACUUUAUUUUUAAGUUCAGUGUAGUCAGUAUAGUCAGCUAGCAAGCUAGCUAUAUAGUUACAGCAGCUGCAACAUUGAAUUACUUGAUUGAAACAAGAGCAGAAUUGGUUUCCAACAUUGUCAACAGUUGAAGUUGCCGGGCUUAUUUGCGUGCUUGACGAGAAAGUAUGAUUCACAAAUGUGCAGUGACUGGUUGUCCAAACAGAUCGGACACAAUUAUUCACUACACACUACCAGAGGAGGAAAACAGACGUCGGCGGUGGAUACAGUUCAUGGAAAGGGGAGGAAAAGAAAUGGAUGCCUCUGCAUUACGGAUCUGCGGUAGCCAUUUCACUGAAGACAGCUUCACGAAGUUGGAUUUGGGAUUCACAACGCGAUUAAUAUUAAAUGUAAAUGCAGUGCCCACAAUUUAUCCAGAGGAUCUCUUAAAACUGCAAAAGGAAUCUCACCAUCCUCCACUAGAGGAUGGUCCAGCAGGAGCAGUCUGCAUCAAAAGAACUGAUACAAGUUCUUCAGAUCUUUGGAAAGAAGUCCUGGCUAAGGGUGAGCUGGAUGAAGACGAUAUGACUGAGGAGCCUGCUGAAGAUGACGAUUCAGUUGAAGAUGAGAUGACUGAUGAGCCAUUCGAUUUAGUGAAAGUCGAACCACCACAUGAAAAUGGAUACGAUGAUUCAUCAUUUGAUCAACACAAAACUCUGAAUAUCAACUCCUCUCUGAAACAAUAUAAUUGCGAUCAGUGUGGAAGGAACUUUUCUCACAAAGCGUUUUUGAAAGCCCAUCAGAAGAUCCAUGCCAGUGUGGAGUCACAGAUGUCAUUCAGCUGCACGAUGUGCGACAGGCGGUUUAGUAAAAAGUCAGGGCUGAAUAAACACAUGCAUAAUCACCUGGAAAGGCCAAACUACCCCUGCCCAGUGUGUGGAGAAGAAUUUGAAUUAAAGGGUAGCCUCCAUAGCCAUGUGAAAUCACACCCUGGAGAGCGUUUUCGAUGUAAAUUCUGUGACCAGGGAUUUUUAAAGAUCGACGCCUACAUGCGCCACGUGGACCGGCACACUGUGGUAACCCCGUACUAUUGUGAGAAAUGUAAAAUCUACCAGCUGACAGAGAGAGGCUUCCUGCUCCACCAGAGAGGGCAUUGCCGACAAGAGUUGGAGAAGAAACUGACUGAGAGUAGGAUGGUGGGGGGUAGAAAAGGUGGCAGACCUAAAAAGAACCUCGCUCAGAUUCAGAACCUGCCGCAGCAAGUUGCAGCAGACCCACAAGGGGGCGCUGAAAUCUCUGGACCAAACCUGACCCUGCAGUCGCUCACCAACACUAACGGCACACUGCUGAAGGCGUCUGGUGAAGAUUCAUCACAUGAGAUGACCAACCCCUCAGAUGAGGCUGAAAUGGUGGAGGAGCAAGUGCCACCUAGGGAUGAAAUAAAGGAGGCCUUUAAUGCCAGUUCAGAGAAUGGUCCAACAACAAAACAUUGCAUCAACGGAUCUGAAACAAUUCCUCCAAAUGUUUCUAAAGAGGGACUGACUGAAGCGGAGAUGCUUGGCGCGCCGAUCGAAGAUGAGCUGAAUGACGAGCCAUUUAAUAUAGUCAAAAUUGAACCACAAGAUUUAAACAGAUACGGCGUUCCAUCGUUCACUAAACGCUUUCCCGUGGAAGAUAGCAGCGUUCUGAAACCGUAUCAUUGCUAUCAGUGUGGAAGGGACUUCACUCACAAAGCGUUUUUGAAAACUCAUCAAAAGGUCCAUGCCAGUAUGGAGACGAUGGCAUUCAGCUGCACAAAGUGCGACAGGCGAUUUAAUAAAAAGUCAGAGCUCCACAAACACAUGCACAAUCACCUGGAAAGGCCAAACUAUCCUUGCCCAGUGUGUGGGGAAGAAUUUGAAAUUAAAGGUGGCCUCCAUAACCAUGUGAAAUCACACCCCGGAGAACGAUUCCGCUGUAAAUUCUGCAAUCAGAGGUUUUUAAAGAUCGACCCGUACUUGAAACAUGUUGACAGACACACAGUGGUGACCCCAUACUAUUGUGAGAAAUGCAACGUGUACCAGCUGACCGAGAGAGGCUUCCUGAUACACCAGAGAGGGCAUAACGCAGAUGACCUGCAGCCCAAACCGACCAAGCCUCGGCCGGUGCUGAAAAGACGGAGACGCCGUAGAAAGAACCGCGUUCUAAUUAAGAACCCACCCAAGCCAGUUGCAGCAGAACCACAAUUGGACUCUGAAGUCCCUGAACCGAAACUCACCCUGCAAUCACAUGCCGACACCAACGGCACACUGCUGGAGGCGUUCCCAUCGCAUGAGCCAACAGGCCCCUCAGACGAAGCUGAGAUGGAGCAGGAGGAGGAAGAGCAAGAGGAGGAGGAGGAACAGGAACAGGAGGAGGAGGAAAUGUCGCCUGAGGAUGAAACCUCGGAUGGCAGUCUAAAGGAAUCUACAGAUUGAGAUUUACACAAUUAAGAUUGGAGAGUCUGAUCUCACUUCAUGAUUUCAUGUUUGUCCCCUUUCUAGACCCAUGUUUAUUACAGGCUGUUGUAUGUCCUCACACUUUGUAUGUAAGUAAGUUAUAGAUGGGCUUUAACUAAUGAAUUCUUGCUAGCGAUCAUGGUAUAUCCAAAUCUAGAUGAAAUUAAUUGUGUGUGGUCACAGUUGUCAAUCAUGAUUUAUAUUGUCACUCAUAUUUGAGACCUAUAAAUACUUCUCUGGUCUGUUUUUAUCAGCUGUGUCAAAAGGGGAGUUAAUGAGGCAUCAUGCUGGAAAUUCAGUCAUGCAAACGAGUCAUUUUUUUACACAGUAGCUAUGUGAUUAAAGAGAGGAUGAUUCACAUUAGGAACAACUUUUUUAGCAAGUGAGCUUUUUACACCUGAAAUGAGUAAUUCUUCUGUACGUUGUUUUUGAGUAAUUGUAAAAAUGUCACGCUUAUGGUCUGUAUCCUCUUUUUGAAGCAUCUUGUUCAUAAAGGAUGAAUAAAACCCUCAACAAUU
This is a messenger RNA of Alosa alosa (allis shad), 3147 nucleotides long. Its product is annotated as zinc finger protein 431-like. Gene Ontology annotation, cellular component: nucleus. The coding region runs from base 341 to 2608 and encodes 755 amino acids. The transcript has 2 exons. The record is from RefSeq and is a predicted model, not a curated record. Lineage: Eukaryota; Metazoa; Chordata; Actinopteri; Clupeiformes; Clupeidae.